AGCGAAGCUAAAGUUACGCAACGGCCGCCGCGAAGCUAACCUCCAAAAAUGGCGAAAGGAGACGAUAAUGUGCAGAGGAAGAAGAAUAAAUUGACGAGGAAGAAGAUGAGUAGGAAGAACGAUACCGCCACCGUCUCUGCUCGUAUCUCCGCCAUUAUCGCCGCCAAGAAACGUCGCAAGUCUGGUAAACGCAGCAUGUGUCAGGGAAUGUGUUUUACUCUUCCUACACUUGAAGAUCCAUUCAAUGAAAGACAAGGUAAAGCUGAUAUAACUACAAAGAAAAAGAAAAAGAAAAAGGUUAAGAGUAGAGAAGAGAAGAAACCAUCUACUAUGUCCAUUGAUGGUGUUGAGAAGAAGAUGGAUGGUCCACCAAAGUUUCUCAUGUUAAACUUGAAUGAGAUUGAGAGCUCGUUUCGUAAAGAUAGUACAUAUAGUGAACAGCAUGAUAAGUCUUUGUUCACUAGUACUUGGGGUAUUGAGUUCUGGAAAUGUUUUUCAUCUGGGAAAGAUAUUUUGGAGACAAGUGGAAUGUCUUCCACUGUGGAACAGAUUGCUUGGAUUGUUUCAAGUGCAGCUGAUGCUAUUGCUAGACGGGAGAAAGACGAGGAGGAGGAGGAGGAGUUGUUGGGAAACAGUCCUUUUCUUUUGUACCUUGUGCCAUCUCAGUCUAAAGCUUCUCAGGUCCGAUCGGUUUGCAAGGCACUGAAAGGUAUUGGAAUUCACACUGUGAGCUUACACCAAGGAGCGUCACUAGAUCAUCAGAUUUCAGGAUUGAAAAGCGUUGAGCCUGAGUUUAUAGUUGCUACACCUGAGAGACUUUUGGAGAUUGUUAACUUGAAGGGCGUUGAUAUAUCCAGCGUUUCAUUGCUGGUAAUUGAUGAACUAGGUUCACUUUGCGCUGGUGGUUAUCUAGAUGCUGUUAAAUCCAUUAAGCAGGCCAUUUCCAACAAACACCAAUCGAUAGUUUUCAACGACAGUUUUAGUGCUUCGACUAUCCCAGCCGUCCAGAGUCUUUUGGGGCGAUCAAUUAACAGAUUAACCGUCAAUGAUUCUGUUGCCAGCCAAGGCUCUUGUAUUAUCCAGACUGUAAAUGUCUGCGCCUCGGAGGAAAAAAAGUUGCAGAAGUUUGCAGAGCAUCUGGAUUCAUCUUCGUCGAAGAUAAUAUACAUUGUUACAAAGGAAGAAAGUUUCAAAAAGAUAAAGGCUCUACUUAAGCUCAAGGGUCUCUCUGUCUCAACCGAUAGUGACUCUAAACUAUCAGAGGUCAAAAAGAGCCGGAAACCUGUGGCGCACUUGGUUGACAUAGAACAGUUGGAUACUACAGUUAUGAGGGACUUCGAAACCGUUCUACUUCCAGACUUUUUCCCAUCAAUUGAAAUUUACACUCAGAUUCUGACGAGUAUGGCUAGAGAGAGUGUUCACGGCGUACUUCACAGCUAUAUAACAGAAAAGGAGGCUGCUUCUUAUCGAGCUGGACCAUUGGUGAAUGUCCUGGAGAAUUGUGGUCAGAACGUGCCUGACCCUUGGAGGAAUAUAUACACUGAUUCCAACAAUGGCUUCACUCUUCUCAUACCCUCUUCUUAUACCAAGGUAGACAAAGCAGGAGCUAAUGCUCUGUUUGAAGAACCAAACAAUGGAAGCAACAAUAUUGGUGUUGUAGUUAGUCCUGUCCGUAUAAAGAGUCUUGACCAAUUUGGUACUCCUCAAUUUGUUGCUGAUAAGCUCAUCAACGCAGAGAAACGAAAGGAAAGUACAAAUGAAGCAGAAGUUGUGUCAGUGGGAGAGAGAUCAGGAUUAGGACAACAAGUGUAUGAGUUUGAAUACAAAAUUGAUAGUACGAGAGGAGGGAUUAAGAGGGUUUUCUCAGCUGCGUUUGUGAGUUCUAAUAAGCUUUAUCUAUUGAAUGUUGUUCAUUCAGAUAAACCAGAGAAUCCAUUGGAUUCAAGUACGAGAAUGUUGUUGGAACAAGUUCUUCACUCUUUUGAUGCUCUGCCUCUUACAUGACCAACCCAAUAAACUGUUUUCUUGUUGAGCUUGUUUGAUGGGCUUCUUAUUCUUUAGUUAAUGGGCUUUUGUAGUAAUUUAUUUAGCCCAAUAAAUGUGAGAUUUCUUU
Messenger RNA from Arabidopsis arenosa, 2113 nucleotides. The record is from the annotation of a GenBank genome assembly. Lineage: Eukaryota; Viridiplantae; Streptophyta; Magnoliopsida; Brassicales; Brassicaceae.